Messenger RNA from Rhinocladiella mackenziei CBS 650.93, 1359 nucleotides. RefSeq lists its product as uncharacterized. Gene Ontology annotation, molecular function: pyridoxal phosphate binding; L-2-aminoadipate:2-oxoglutarate transaminase activity. The record is from RefSeq and is a predicted model, not a curated record. The transcript has 2 exons. Gene Ontology annotation, biological process: biosynthetic process. Bases 1 to 1359 code for a protein of 452 amino acids. Lineage: Eukaryota; Fungi; Ascomycota; Eurotiomycetes; Chaetothyriales; Herpotrichiellaceae.
AUGGCGGCAUCCUCCUCGGCACAAAUCGACCUCUUCAAAGGAUGGCCAUCUGACCGCCUCUAUCCCACUUCCCUCCUACAGACUGCAUCUCACACACUCCUCUCCGAGUCCAGCCUUUCCAUCCCGGCCCUUAUUUACGGUGCGGACCCAGGCCCUUCGUCCCUUCUUGAAACUCUCUCCGAAUUUCUGUCCGAUUUCUACUCGUCAUCGUGGACCAAUCCUUCUCGCCUGACCAUUACCGGUGGUGCCAGUCAGAGCCUCGCAUGUAUCCUUCAAGUCUUCUCCGACCCCUCAUACACAAAGAACGUAUACAUGGUCGCGCCCACAUAUUUUCUGGCCUGUCGCAUAUUCGAGGAUAAUGGCUUUGCUGGUCGGUUGAGGGCCGUCCCUGAGGAUGAGGAGGGCAUUAAUCUUGAACGGCUCGAACACAUGCUUUCGUGUGACGAGCUGGAGAAUGGAUGGCUGGAUCGCUGCCCAAUAAAACGACCCUUCCCCAACCAAAAGCUCUACCAAAAUAUUCUGUACUGUGUGCCCACCUUUUCGAACCCGUCGGGAAAAACCAUGACGCUUCGCCGCCGAGAACAACUCGUCCGUCUGGCUCGACGAUACCAUUGUCUGAUCAUCACCGACGACGUCUAUGACCUGUUACAUUGGGAUCCCAAAAAACUUGGAAAGGCCGUUUUACCACGCCUCGUGGAUGUUGACCACACUCUCGACGGCGGCGUGUCGUCGCCAUUUGGCAAUGUUGUGAGCAACGGUUCAUUUUCCAAGAUCUUGGGUCCUGGUUUGCGCACCGGCUGGACCGAAUCAACCGCUUGGUUCGCCGAGGGAUUAUCCCAAUGCGGCUCCACACGAAGUGGUGGAUCUCCGAGCCAGUUCACCGCAUCUGUGAUUGCUGAGACACUCCGAACUGGUGCACUAGUGAUGUAUCUCAACGACCGUCUCAUUCCGACCUAUCGCCGUCGAUCCGAGAUCGCUCUUGAGGCGGUCAAAGAAUAUCUUCUCCCGCAUGGAGGUGUCCUGGACGCAAUGAAACAUCUUUCCGGUAAAAAUCAGAGCGGGGAAAUGAUUCUAUCGGCCGUUCAGGGAGGGUAUUACAUUUAUGUCCAUCUUCCCGAUGACAUCAAUGCCACAUCCUUCGCCCAGCAAGCAGAACAAGAAGAAAAUAUUGUCGUUGGCAGCGGCGAAAACUUUGAGGUCUGGGGAGAUGCAGAGAGUGUGCCCAUCAAGCAUGCUUUGCGCAUUUGCUUUGCCUAUGAGGACGAGGAUUUGCUCGUGGAAGGAAUUCGGAGGUUAGGCAAGGUCCUCAAACGACUAUCAGCAAAAGUGACCCCUGGAGAGACUCUCGAUACCCGUUGA